Symbiodinium pilosum is the source of this 1206-nucleotide messenger RNA. The record is from the annotation of a GenBank genome assembly. Lineage: Eukaryota; Dinophyceae; Suessiales; Symbiodiniaceae.
AUGAAGGGCAUAGGCACAUUGAAGGAAAGGAUUGGGGACAGAAGUCAAGAAGUGGCUUCAAAUAGCAAGCCGCUAGAGGAAGUGCAGCAAAAGAACAAGCAGCUCCGAGCCAUACUGCAGAGGCUCGCAUGGCCUCGUCUGGGCUUCUUCACUGUACACGGAAUUACUCACAACCUUCCGUGGCCGCCUAAGCUAAAGUUGCUGAGUGCAGAGCAGGGUCCUGCCAUUCGCACGCUCCGCUAUUUGUCUGGUUUCUUCGAUGGGGACGGAUGUGUGACGUGCAGCGGCAGCCUGUCUGGCUGCACAUUAUCCGUACGCCAGUCUUAUGAUAAAGCUGAAGUCUUGGUGCUGCUUUGCAAAACAUUCGGUGGACGGGUAUACAAGGGGCAAGAUGGUCUAGGAUUGCGCAAGCCGCUGUUGGAUUGGGUGAUAUGUGGGGCUCCUGCGCGGAGAUGCGCAAAUCUGCUAGCAAUCCACAGCAUUGUGAAGAAGAAGCAGCUUCUUCUUGCUGCCUCGUGGCCAGAUGACGCGCGCCGGAGACCAGACUGCAAGGCCAGCUUGCACUCUCUGAAGCUUUGCGACUCUGCAGUUGCUGGCCCCUGCACGUGGGAAUACGUUGCUGGCUUCUUUGAUGCGGAGGGCUGCCUCCAGCUUUACAACCGUUCCACGUUACGCUUGGCAAUCAAGCAGAAAUUUGCCACGGUACUUCACUGCUUGCAGGAGUUUUUAGUCGAGUCCUGUGAUGCCGGGGCAAAUAUUUAUGCAGGCAAUGGUUACUUCGCGCUUUACAUCAGUCGGACAUCUGCCUGCAAGACUGUCUUGCAAAUCAUGCUGGAUGCGGGGCUGCUGAUCAAGAAGCAAAAUGCAGAACUGGCUCUGAAUACGACGCACGAGAAUGCUGCCAAAGUCCGCCUGACUCUAGCAGAGCUCGUUGGCAACCAGAUGUUUGGUAGAAGGCUGGAUGAUGCGGGCAUGAACAGGGUGCCCAAGGCAGCUCGGCGGCCGGUGCCCAGGGACGAGCAGGCUGGGAAGAUCGGAGGUGGUAUUUCCGGUGCCCAGAUGCAGGUGCUGACCGUUACGCUGGAUGAGCAAGAAGCUCUGAAGAAGGCUUUGGCUGCCCUGCAGAAAGAAGGCCGUUCGGCAGCAGAUAUGGCAGCUCACACCGAGGCACGUGUUCGUGAGGGACACUUGGUCAUGAUGAGCUAG